AUGGCUAGAACCAAGCAGAUCGCCUGGAAGAAUCGUAACGCCAAAACUCUUCGUGCUCGCCCGAGCGUGCAAAAAGGCGAUGCUGACGUCAAACCUAACUUGAAGCAGGAGAGCGACCUGCUCGCUGCUUCCGGCUCCUCUGAAAAGCGCGAACUCGAUUCUUCCCCUGCGAACAGCUCUGACGUGUUCGUUGAAGACUUCGAACUCGAAACGAAGGCCGAAAUAAAAUCACCUAAGUCGCCCAGGAAGGACUAUGGCCGGGCACCGCCUGUAAGCUGGACCAAGGAGGAGACGAAAGCACUUCUUGACGUGCAGUACGAAGUAGCCAAAGAAAACAUGUCUCGAUUCUUGGAAAAAACUGAGCUGGCCGGUCGCAACACCGCGAAAAUCCACGGGAAGCUGAAGGGUAUGCAUGCUGCUGCCAUCAAGGCUCUUGAGUCGGGACCCAGCGACGUCAGGCCCAAGUCGGAGCGAGUUGGCGGCUUACUCUCAUGA
Messenger RNA from Ustilago hordei, 495 nucleotides. RefSeq lists its product as uncharacterized. The transcript is spliced from 4 exons. The coding region runs from base 1 to 495 and encodes 164 amino acids. The record is from RefSeq and is a predicted model, not a curated record. Lineage: Eukaryota; Fungi; Basidiomycota; Ustilaginomycetes; Ustilaginales; Ustilaginaceae.